Molecule: messenger RNA, 3039 nt
Organism: Didymella exigua CBS 183.55
Lineage: Eukaryota; Fungi; Ascomycota; Dothideomycetes; Pleosporales; Didymellaceae
Product: AAA-domain-containing protein
Exons: 7
Coding region: 1-3039 (1012 amino acids)
Molecular function (GO): ATP hydrolysis activity; ATP binding
Source: RefSeq, a predicted model, not a curated record
AUGCGCGCAAACACGACGCAAAAGGCCUACGACGAGGCUUUCCUAGCCUGCUCCACUGCUGUGUACUUUGAGAGCCAGCACAACGAGAAGGAAGCCCUGCGAUCAUGGAGGAGUGCACUCGAUCAGAUCUACUACCACAACGCCCGUCGCAACCCCACCACCUACCGUCCGUCGUCCGAGACAGAGCGAGCCUUGGUGGAGUCCUUACGGCAGCUGGAACUGCAGUGCAAGGAACGCGUCGACCUGCUGGAAGCACUGAAGAAGAGUAGAGAGGAGUCAAAGGAGAGUCUUUCGAGCACCGAUGCCCAAGCUCCCACCCCGCCUCCGCAUGGUGCGCCCCUAGGGCCCUCCGACACGAACGCCUCGUCAGAUUGGCUUGGAGGAGGAUCGAUACCGCCUGUUGCCCAGAGCGACCUCGCAAGACCACCCCCGCUACCCAGUCGGCCCUCGAUGGCACCGCGCAAGAGCUCUGGCAACAUGUCGAAGCACCGGAUCAGCAGCCUGACGCAGACAAUGAGCAACUCCUCUCUCAACCCUGGACCUUCAGACGAUAAGAAGUCGCGAACACCAUCGCCGGACAAGAAGGGUAGCAGGAUGCUGCGGACACUGAGACCGAACAAGGAUGGCAAGCCGGCAAGCAAGAUGCCCAUGUCGAUGAGGUCACGGCCUGAGGCAUCGAAGGCUGCAACACUGGCAUUUGGAUCGAGGGCUGCCGCAUCAAGCUCGAAUAGAGCAGGUCUGAACGCACCGAAGGCAGCGACCCCUCCGGUUAAUAUUUCUCCCCGCGCGUCGAUGGAGAUGCCUGCUGCAACACCACAGGUUGAGGUACCGCUCGUGCAUCCCUCUGGGCAAGACUCGCCUAAACCAGCGCCGUUCUACUUUCAGACACGCGAAGGGUCAGGAUCUACUAAUUAUGCUGUGCCAGCACCCAGGAAUAAUAGCGAUACGGAAAAGCCAAAACAUCCUCCAAUCCCCCGCAAAGCCGCGCCUGCCCCGCCGCCAGUACCUUCGAAGCCGGCCGAGUUGAUCAGAAACCACUCGUCACAGGCGAGCAAAGCUCUGCCUCCGUUGCCAGCCUUUCCAUCAUAUCGAAAGGAGUAUCCUCCAGCGCAACUGGAUCCCCGACUCUUAGCAGCAUCGGCGGCAGCACGAUCGUACAGUGACCUAGGGUCGACCAAGUAUGGUAAUAAGGAAGUCGAUGCUACACGCAGACCGUCAGCUACGCCUACGACACCAAGCAAUAUCAGUCGAACGCGGAAUGUUCGGAGAGAGCCUUCUCCAGAGCCAAUACCAUUGGCCGAGGACGGUUUUGACGACGAGUCUCGACGGCCACCCCAUCGAAAGGCGAGGAGACGAGGAGAUUCGAUGCGUGCAGAUCUACCUCCAAACCCCACUGCUGAAUUUGGCGAAGGUGGUGAGACACACGAGGAGCCUGAUGAGUGGAAGAGCAAGACGGAGGAGAUACUGAAGAACCUCCCUCGAGGCGUGGACAAGCAAUCAGCGCAGAACAUCUUGAACGAGAUCGUGAUACAGGGAGAUGAAGUGCAUUGGGACGAUGUGGCAGGCUUGGAGAUUGCAAAGUCGGCGCUGAAAGAGACGGUUGUAUAUCCAUUUCUCAGGCCGGACCUGUUCAUGGGACUGCGAGAACCUGCUCGAGGCAUGCUGCUUUUCGGACCACCAGGGACCGGAAAGACGAUGCUAGCGAGGGCGGUGGCUACGGAGUCCAAGUCGACCUUCUUCGCCAUCUCUGCGAGCAGCUUGACAUCCAAGUUCCUCGGUGAGUCGGAGAAGCUUGUCCGCGCCUUGUUUUCGCUGGCGAAAAUGCUCGCUCCGUCUAUCAUCUUCGUCGACGAGAUCGAUUCGCUGCUGUCUUCAAGAGGAGGUUCGUCUGAGCACGAGGCCACACGGCGCAUAAAGACUGAGUUCCUGAUCCAGUGGUCAGAUCUGCAGAAAGCCGCUGCUGGUAGGGAAACAAGCGAAAAAGACAAAGAGACAGGCGAUGCGACGCGCGUGCUUGUGCUUGCAGCAACGAACUUGCCCUGGGCCAUCGAUGAAGCGGCAAGGCGUCGAUUUGUCCGGAGACAGUACAUCCCGCUGCCCGAAGAUUUUGUCAGGAAGCAGCAGGUCAAGACGUUGCUGAGCCACCAGAAACAUGACUUGAGCGAGAGGGACCUGGACCGCUUGGUCGCGCUCACAGAUGGUUUCUCUGGCUCUGACAUCACUGCACUUGCGAAAGACGCCGCAAUGGGCCCCUUGCGUUCUCUAGGCGAAAGCCUUCUCACCAUGACAAUGGACGAGAUUCGUCCCAUACAGUUCAAAGACUUCCAAGCUAGUCUACGCACCAUCCGGCCAUCUGUUAGCAAGCAGGGUUUGCAGCAACCUUAUACUGACAUCGACAUGGCACCUCGCAAGAAGACCGAGAAAGAAGAGAAGGCAACAGGCGCCGAGGGAUCAGACAUGAUCCUGCACUAUCUGCGCGAGACAAACAGACCCUACUCCGCCAUCGAGAUCUCGGCCAACUUACGCAACAAAGUCACGAAAGCCGCCGCAGCAAAGCUGCUGAAGGACUUACACGAGCAAAAGCUCAUUGAAGGCCGUCCGGCUGGUAAGCACAUCACUAACAGUACCCUCCAGAGUCCCGACGACGCCGUCUCCCCCGACCAGCUCGCCGAGUACGACACCCGCAUCGCCGCCCUCACCACGCAAACCACCGACCUCCACGCCCUCGCCAAAUCACUCCGCGCCACCCUCGCAUCCUUGACCAGCUCUCUUAGUGCAGCGGACAUACUAUCCGCCACCUCCUCGCUCGAGUACGAGAAAGCCGAGAUCGAGACGAGGCUGGAGAGUCUGAGGGCUGGGAAGGCGAAGAAAGUCACCGCCGAGGAGAGGGCGGAGGUGGACAGGGAGUGGAAGGUGCUGAUGGGCGUUGAGAUGAGGAGGGAGAAGAUUGCGAAGGUGAUGUGGGGGAUGGUGGAGGAUGGGACGGAGAGUAGGGAGAUGCUUGCGGAUCUCAGAGAGGGGUGGGGGUUGGAUGAGUGA